Molecule: messenger RNA, 1140 nt
Organism: Hippocampus comes (tiger tail seahorse)
Lineage: Eukaryota; Metazoa; Chordata; Actinopteri; Syngnathiformes; Syngnathidae
Gene: rnaseh2b
Product: ribonuclease H2, subunit B
Exons: 11
Coding region: 151-1077 (308 amino acids)
Biological process (GO): RNA catabolic process
Cellular component (GO): ribonuclease H2 complex; nucleoplasm
Source: RefSeq, a predicted model, not a curated record
GAGGCGCCUUUUCUGAGCACUUGUCAUAAAACAGUAACACAUCAUCCCUUGAUUGAAUUUGCUUCGUUGUUGUUGAGUGAUAAUUGGAAAAAAAAAAGCACACAGUGUGACAACUGCAAAUCAUUUGUAUACAGUGUCCCACGUUUCACCAUGGCCUCAAAAAAGAAGCGAACGCCGAACGUGCAGAACGAUAGCUGGGUUGUUAUUGCUGCAGACUCCGCUGUAGACAGCCAGAGGAAGGACAAUGACCCGACAUUUGUGAGGCUACGGAAUCCAGCCACAGAUGCAGCUUCCCUCUACAUGCUGAGCGGCGGCGGUGGCAACUUGCAACUAUACGAGGUCAAAGCAUUUGAAGAAGACUUCCGGUCCUGGUUUGUUGGGCAGACAGUGCAGAGAGAUGGGAGGCUUCUAUUUGUCACGCAGAUGGAUCCGCUUUUUCUCAUGUUGCCUUACUUGAUCAAAUCUGGAAAAGAAGGCAAGUUCCAGCGGCUGGAUCAAAUGGUAAUGGACGAAGAGUUUCCGGCGUGUAGCGGGUUGCUGAGCUGCACUCGUUCCUUGGCCUCCAUGCAUCACAUUGCGGAUGAAAAAGAGGUGGGAAGCCAUAAGUUUCACCGAUACAGUCAAGAAAAAACAAUGGCUUGGUUAAAGAAGAAGGUGGAGAAAACUGUCCUUGUGCUGAAGAAGAAGAACAUCUCUGUGGGGGAGGGAGUCAAAUCCUCCUCAUAUAUCCGAGUCAAGCUGGAGUCAGAUUCAAGCAAGGAGGACUACCUUGGCUACGCCCAUGGCCUCAUAUCGGAAUACAUCAACAAAGACCUGAGCAAGGACCUCCGCCAUCACCUGCAGUUACCAGAGCUCACGAGUCCAAAGGAGACCGAACCAGCUUCAAAGAAGCGGAAACUGUCGGACAAGCCGGUGGAGGCGUUAGACGACUAUACCAAAUUCAACAGUGGAGAUUUUGCUCGCAAACCGCCCAAGAAGAUGACAGCCGCGCAGAAGAACCUGGCAAAGGUGGACAAGAGUGGCAUGAAGACAAUGUCGUCCUUCUUUAGCCUCAAAGUGAAAGCGGAAAAGAAAUGAUGGUUUGUCCCCUCUGUGCUUACUUUUGUACACGACAUUUUUGUAAUAAAGCAAAGAAAAACA